Debaryomyces tyrocola is the source of this 1080-nucleotide messenger RNA. Lineage: Eukaryota; Fungi; Ascomycota; Pichiomycetes; Serinales; Debaryomycetaceae. The record is from the annotation of a GenBank genome assembly.
AUGAAAGUAACUACAUUAUCAACAGCUUUGGCUAUAUUAUCUGCUACCAAUAUGGUUGCCGCUGCCCCAGCGCCACAGGUUUUGACGGUGUGGCAAACUGCAACACAAGUUGUUAAUACGGAUGGGUCUAUUUAUGACCAGGAAGCUACACAGGCAACGGUGGCAGCUGUUUCUACUAGUGCAGCUGCAUCAACACCUACAUCAGCUGCUGGUACUAAUUCAGGUUCAAGUUCAUCCGGAAGCAAGUUCAACUUGGACUCUUUGCUCUCGGGAGGAAGUGGAAAGAUGAAGCAAUGGCUCAGUAAAAUGUUUGGAGACGAUUCCGGAUCUUCGAGUGGAUCUUCGGGUGCUUCCACAAAUGCGCCAUCCUCCACAUCAGCCAAUCUUGCCACUAGUGCUUCUACUGGAUCUUCCGGAUUAGGAUUUUUAGAUAACCUUUUGGGUGGAUCAGACUCUGGAUCAGACUCAGGAUCAGGAUCAGGCUCUGGAUCGGGAUCAGGAUCAGGCUCUGGAUCGGGAUCAGGAUCAGGCUCUGGCAGUUCUUCCACUUACAAUCCAUCCACCUUAUCAACAUCAACCAUUUCAUCGUCCGGUUCAUCUAGUACCUCUACUUCCGGCUCGUCAUCUGGUAUUUAUGACCAAAUUUCUGACUCCCCAGGUGUUGACAAGACCUUUGCUAAGGAAAUAUUAGAUGCCCAUAACACGGACAGAGCAAAACACCUGGCACAACCAUUAUCAUGGGACACCGACGCUUAUAACUACGCGAAGAAAGUUGCAGACAAUUACGAUUGUUCUGGUGUUUUGACCCAUACACAUGGUCAGUUCGGUGAAAACCUUGCCUGUGGUUACAAGGACGGCCCUUCUGCUGUUAAAGCUUGGUACGAAGAAGGCCAAUCUUAUGAUUACUCUACUGCAAAUGAAUACAACCAUUUCACUCAAUUGGUUUGGAAAGACACAACUAAGCUUGGCUGUGCUUACAAAGAUUGUUCUUCAGAAAACUGGGGUUUAUACAUUAUUUGUUCAUACGAUCCUGCUGGUAACGUCAUUGGUCAUAAUAAGGCAAAUGUGUUAGAGAAUUAA